CAAAUAUAUAUAUGUACUAAUUCUCUGGCCUUUGACUCAGUAGGUUUUCCCAAGUCUUUCUCUGCAUUCUUCCCAGACUGGUCGACGCUUCAUCUUCCAAAUUCCAAAGAUGGAUUGGCAAGGGCAAAAGAUAGCAGAGCAGAUAAUGCAGAUAAUGCUGCUUGCAUUUUCUGUGAUUGCAUUUGCAACAGGAUAUAUUAUGUCUUCUUUCCAAAUGAUGAUCCUCAUAUAUGCUGCUGGUGUGGUUCUUGCCACGUUGGUGACUGUCCCUAAUUGGCCAUUUUUCAACCGUCAUCCUCUCAAGUGGUUGGAUCCAAGUGAGUUGGAAAAGCAUCCAAAGCCUCAACCAUCUCUGAAUGUAAAUUCUAAGAAGAAACCUGUUAAGAAGUAGGUUUCUUUGACGCAACUUAGUGCUAGUAUUUUCUUGAGUUAAAAAGUUCCAUACUUUUGACAGGAUUUUGAGUCUUUCUUUACCUCCCUUUCCCCUUCACCGGAUAUUACAAUGUUUUUUGGACUGCAAGGAUUAUAUCCGUUUGUUUGAGGUUUUUAUUCGUUUACAUCCAUUUUCUUUUGAGUCUCUCUCUCACCCUCUCUCCCAUAUGGAUUAUAAAUUCAACAUUACUCUUGUUUUUUGGAUA
Molecule: messenger RNA, 638 nt
Organism: Cajanus cajan (pigeon pea)
Lineage: Eukaryota; Viridiplantae; Streptophyta; Magnoliopsida; Fabales; Fabaceae
Product: signal peptidase complex subunit 1
Biological process (GO): protein targeting to ER
Cellular component (GO): signal peptidase complex; membrane
Source: RefSeq, a predicted model, not a curated record